Linum tenue is the source of this 1374-nucleotide messenger RNA. The record is from the annotation of a GenBank genome assembly. NCBI's taxonomy places the organism in Eukaryota, Viridiplantae, Streptophyta, Magnoliopsida, Malpighiales, Linaceae.
AUGGCUACUCACGUCCCAACUUUUGCUCUCGCAACUUCACUGGCCGUAUUCCUCUGCAUAAUCUGUACUACUUCCACUUCAGUCCACGCUGCGAACAGCCGCCAUGGCUUCAGCGUCCGUUUGACCCACCGCGAUUCCACAAACUCGCCGUUUUACGACCCAAAAGAAACGUCAGCUCAACGAAUGGGAAACGCCGCUAGGCGAUCCAUCUCUCGAGCAAAUCGUUUCAGGAACGUCCUUGACGCUGCUACUUCUUCUUCCUCUAGCCUUUCCAACACCACCGCCGGGGCCGAACUGAUCACCGGCGACGGUGAAUACCUGAUGAACAUCUCCAUCGGCACGCCGCCGUUUCCGGUCGUGGCGAUUGCCGACACCGGCAGCGACAUCAUCUGGACGCAGUGCAAGCCUUGCGCCGACUGCUACAAGCAGGACGCUCCCCUGUUCGAUCCCAACUCUUCCGCCACUUACAGAACGGCGCCGUGUCAAUCAAAACCCUGCGUUUCUCUCGCCCACGACGGAAGUUUCUGCUCCCCGAAGGGUGACGUCUGCCAGUACCAGGUGAGAUAUGGUGACGGCUCCCACACGAGCGGAGAUGUCGCAGUUGACACGCUCACCCUGGGGUUGACUAACGCCGCCGCUGGCUACGUGGCGUUCCCAAACAUCGUGAUUGGCUGCGGUCACGACAGUUCCGGCACGUUUAGCCCAAAGGCGUCAGGUAUCAUUGGGCUGGGAGGCGGGCCGGGCUCCCUUAUCACCCAGAUGGGCCCAUCCAUUGGAGGGAAAUUUUCUUACUGCAUGGUUCCCUACUUUGAGGCGCCGGAGCAUACCAGCAGCACGAUGAACUUCGGCCAGAACGCCGUCGUUUCAGGGAACGGCGUGGUUACCUCGCCGUUUUCGUCCUCCGCCGUAGUGCCGACUUUCUACAUGCUUCAACUUGACUCCGUCAGCGUCGGGAGUACGAAUAUCCCGUUCAAGAGUGCUUCUCUUGGCGGUUCAGGGAACAUCGUCAUUGACUCUGGCACCACGUUGACGCUCGUGCCCACCGAUUUCUUGGCCCAAAUGUCUGCUGCCUUCGAGAGCCAAGUCAACGGAACCAAAGCCACCGACCCGCAAGGUCUGUUGAGCCCAUGCUACGUGGCAGACUCCACUCUCAAGUAUGUUCCGCCGGUCACGGCGCACUUUAAGGGAGGUGACGUGGCGCUAAGACCGUACAAUGUUCUGGUCCCGAUGAGCGAUACUGUGGUUUGUUUGGCUUUCUAUGGUCUCGAUGAGAUAAGCAUUUACGGGAACAUCGCGCAGCAGAAUUUCCUCGUUGGCUAUGACCUUCUGAAGCAGACGGUGUCUUUCAAGCCUACGGAUUGCACCAAGAAUUGA